GAACGCGGAAUACAGUUUGUUUUUUCUCCGAUCUUCCGCAAAUAAAUUUGAAAAAUUGAAAACGCAAAAAUGGAAAAUAAUUUACAAAAUAUAUAAACAAGAAAAUACAAAACUGUGUAUACUAAAUGAAAAUUAAAUUGUGCAAUUAAUACUAAAUAUUUUAGCUAUGAAAUCACAACACGUGUGUUUAAAGCGUCGCCAGCAGCGAAAUCAAAAGAUAACGACAGUGCUUUGAAUUCAUUCAAACAUGAUUUUUUUGUUAUUUAUAAACAAAUUGAAUUGUCGUAAUCGUGUUCAAGUUAAAAAUUUCGUUUUUGGAAAAGCAAAAGAAACAGCUGCUGCCUUGUGAUUUGACGCGGGAAAACCUUGCCAAUACGCCGACACUUGACUGGCAACAACAGCAACAACAACAAGAAUAUUAAAGGAGACAGCAAAAGGAAAACACUCCCAACACACACACAAACUGUGUAUUAUGCCAGCAGGAAUCGAUAACUCAGUUCGAGUGCGAAUCAACAAUAUAAAUCAAGCAGAAGGCGAAGAAGAAGUCGUUGCUGUAGAAUGAAAAGCCGCACGGAAAAGGAUUACGACAGUGCGACGCCAGCGUUGCAGCAACAAAUGAACCUCGCACGCCGCGCCUGUUGGCCAGGUCCAACAACAGCAACAGCAUCUGCAACUGCAACAUCACAUCCGAGUCAAAGUCCAAGUCCAAGUCCAGUUUCCACUCUCAAUUGCUGUGCAUACCCAUCAAAUGGUGCUAAACAAAUUCAACUAAACGAAUUAACAACUUGCCAGUUGGCCAAUCCAAUGAGUCGAAAUCAAAGUGACAGCAACAGCAGCCGUUCACAACAACAACAACAACCACCACCACCGAGUGAGCAACCACCAACAAGAGUUUACCACAAGCCAAGGCAGCAACAGUCAAGGAGUAUGUCGCUUUUGCUGCUGCUGCUCUGCAGCUUUUGCCUGCUUCUCGCCGGGAGCGAAGCACGUCCAAAUGUCAGUGCCAGCUCCAGUUCGAGUUCGAGUUCGAGUUCCAGCUCCAGCACCGCCCAACCACCGGCUGCAGUCACGCAGUUAAACCUGCCGCAGACAGCGACGCCGUCAGUUUUGGCCACCACAAACGCCGCAUCGUCCACCAUGCCACCACAGCAGCCAGUUGCCGAGGAGCUUAAGGACCCAGAUCCUUUUGAUGUGGAGAUGGACGACGAAGAGGGGGGACACCACAAGAUGGAGCGCUAUCCGCUGUCGCAAGUGGACUUUGCGCGCGUGAAGACGCCGUUUAUAAUUGGCAUUUGGAUCUUAUCGGCGAGCAUAGCCAAAAUCGGUUUCCAUAUGACACCCAAAUUGCAUCUGAUAUUUCCGGAAUCAUGUUUGCUGAUUGUGGUGGGCGUGGUCAUUGGCGUUGUGCUUUAUUUCUGCACCGAUGUCGCCGUCUCGCCUCUGACGCCCAACACAUUCUUCUUCUACAUGCUGCCACCGAUAAUCCUGGAUGCCGGCUACUUUAUGCCCAAUCGCAUGUUCUUCGAUAACCUGGGCACCAUCCUCCUCAUGGCUGUUGUGGGCACCAUCUUCAAUGUGGCCACAAUUGGUGGCUCGCUUUAUGCCUGCGGCGUGUGCGGCAUCUUUGGGGAUGAGACACCGAAGCUGCUGGAUGUAUUUCUGUUUGCCUCGCUAAUAUCCGCCGUAGAUCCGGUCGCUGUUCUGGCCGUCUUUGAGGAAAUCCAUGUCAACGAAAUCCUGUACAUUGUCGUCUUUGGCGAAUCCCUGCUAAACGAUGCCGUUACCGUUGUCAUGUAUCACAUGAUGGAGUCCUAUAAUGAGAUUGGUCUGCCGAAAAUAAAUGGCCAGGACAUUGCCUACGGUAUGGGUUCCUUUUUCGUUGUCGCUCUCGGUGGCACAGCAAUUGGCAUCAUUUGGGGUUUCUUAACUGGUUUAGUUACUCGUUUCACGGAUCAUGUGCGCGUUAUAGAGCCGAUAUUUAUAUUCGUCAUGGCCUAUCUGGCUUAUCUGAAUGCGGAAAUCUUUCACAUGAGCGGCAUACUCGCCAUAACAUUCUGUGGCAUUACAAUGAAGAACUAUGUGGAAUCGAAUAUAUCGCAAAAGUCGCACACAACUGUUAAAUACGCAUUGAAAAUGUUAUCGAGUUCGGCUGAGACGAUCAUAUUUAUGUUCCUAGGCGUUGCCACCGUCAACAACAUGCACGUUUGGAAUACUUGGUUUGUGGUGCUCACCAUUGCCUUCUGCUCCGUCUUUCGCGUAAUUGGUGUUAUACUGCUGUCGGCGAUUGCCAAUCGCUUUCGAUUGCACAAAUUGUCGCGCGUGGAUCAGUUUGUGAUGUCUUAUGGUGGUCUGCGUGGUGCCGUCGCCUUUGCCCUCGUGCUGCUCGUCGAUGAGAAGGUGGUCAAGCAUAAGAACAUGUUUGUGACCACCACAAUAGCUGUGAUCUACUUUACUGUCUUUCUGCAAGGCAUCACCAUAAAGCCGCUUGUCAAGAUACUCAACGUGAAGCGAGCCAACAAACGCAAGCCCACAAUGAAUGAGCGUAUUCAUGAGAGGUUUAUGGAUCAUUUGAUGGCUGGCAUUGAGGAUAUUGUGGGCAAGACAGGCAACUACAAUGUUCGUGAUAAGUUUAAGCGCUUCGACAAUCGCUUUAUACGCCCCCUGUUGAUCCGAGAUUUGAAGGGCGCUGAACCGAAGAUCAUUGAGACAUACUCCAAGCUAACAAUGCGCGAUGCCAUGGAGGUGAUGCGACGCAAUCCCUCGACAAUUGGACAGAUGACGGGCACCGAGUCGAUGAGUGCAUUGUUUAGGAAUUACACCAAUAAUUAUAUUGGCGGCAGUCCCAGCUUAACGAAUUUGGAUAAUACCUGCUCGCAUAAUCUGGAUAUGGCGGAACUUGACUAUAAUCCAUCCAAAAAGGAUUUGACUGAUGCCAGGAUACAUCAUUUGUUAGCCGAAGAACUGAAGCCUUAUCGCAGGCACCGUCGUCUUAGUUAUAGCCGACACGCAGUAGAUGACAGAGAUUUGUCCACACAGGUCAAUUAUAAAAUGCAAAUGAAUUUCCGGCGCAUGUUCAACGAUCGUAAGCAUCACAAGCGAAGCAAACGUGGUGCCAGCAAUAAAGAACCCAAAGAGAAUGUCAAGCAGAAUCAUGUGUCUUUCACCGAUUUCCAGCAGAACGGCACCGCAAAACAGCUGUCCAAUGCCGACGAGCAUCAACAGAAUCCAAAUGAGAUCAAUGUCAUUGGACCCAAUGACGAUUGGGAUGAUGGUCUGACAUUCACGGCUAAAUCAUCACCUGACUCGGAUCGGGCCAAUAAUAACUCGUUGAUAGCGCAUAUACAAAACCUGCCCGGUUUUGAUGCAUCCAAGGCGCGCAUCGUUCAGCAUUAUGCGCCCAAACUUGAGGACGGUCCUCAGCAAGAGCUUGACUCGCCGGAUCCACCAGUUGGACCCACAGCGGCUGAAUUGAUUCUGCCCUGGCGACGGGAUCGUUCAUACCAGAGCAUUGUGGCGGAGCAUCCCAUACCCGAAGAGGAUCGCAAUCUGUCGCGUGACUCGGAUGGCGAGAGGCGUGUGGCCACGCCCACAGCCACCGAAUCACAGCUACCAUGGAAGCGACAGGGUGACGAAUGCACCGAUGCCGUGCAGCAGAAUGAAUUCCCCGCCUGGGCCUCGAACAAGGAGUAUUUGGCCUACAAUUCGCCAAGCGCCACAUUUCUAGGUGGUAUAAACAAGCCUAAACAGCCCAAGUCCGUCAUAGGUCUGUUUCGACGUGAAAGUUCCAGCUCCAAAGCUGGCAGUCUGGGCAGCGUGGAUCCCAAUUUGGAGCCCUCGUCAACGACGGCGACGAUGAUCAACAAUUCAACGGCGCCAUCAACGUCCAUGAUGCACAAUCCGCGACUCGACAAUCGAUCGCAGUCCAUCUCAUCGGGCACCUUGGGCAGCCACCUCGUUGGCCCCGAUGGCCACACUGGACCGUUUCCGGUCACCGCCAGCCAUCGACGCAAUGUGCGACGCGGCUCCAUGCUGGAGCUGAGCGGACUUAUUGUAACUGGACGCAGGCCCAGUAGAAUUUUGCUCUGUAGUCCAGGAGCUAAUAAUUUGCUAGAGAACACACCAACAACAACAGCAACCACAACAGCCAGAAUAACAACAACAACAACAACAUCAGCAACAACAAGAACAAGCCCUACCAACAAUACCAAUUCAACUGCAAAUAAAUUAUGCAUAACUCCAACAACAACAACAACAACUCCAACAACAAUAACUUCGACAAGCAAUUCAACAACAACUCCAACAACAAUAGCAGAAAUUACGACAUCGAGUAACAAUUCCCCGAGCAACUCAUCAACAACGAACUACAGCUCCCCAACAUCGGAGAGUAGCGGAGCUACAUACUAUUCAAAUGACACAAUACCCGAGGAAUCGAGCUACCAGCACGGACACUCUAAGUCGCUAUGCGAGCCAGCCGAUGGCGAUGAUUGGGAAGGAGUUCCGUUGGCCACCACCGCCGGCGUCGGAGUCGGGGCCGUUGCCGCGUCAAAGAGCGAGAGGCAAAUGCACAGCGGACGAGAGCCCUUGUUGCCACGUCUAACGUCGACGCCGCGUGCCCAGAUCCGGCAUAUGAACGCUGGCGCCGUGGGCGGUGCGGCGGUGGGCGUGCCCGGGUGCAAGAAUCAGGUGACAACGGCGCUGCUGGACUACGAGGAUACGGAGAGUGAGUCGGAAGACGAGGAUGAUGAUGACGAUGAAGGCGAAGACUUUGAUUUGUACGAUGAUGAGAAUAUUGUAGUCACCACGUUUACGACGCCUCAAGAUCUGACCCGACGUGGGGGAGCAGCUGGCGGAGGAGGAGGAGGAGGAACCACGACGACGACAAGUAUUCGCCUGACCCGCAACAAUGACGAGAGCAUCAUUUGAGUGUCGAGCAUCGAGGAAGGUGCCAGGGAUGGCGACGGCUUUCAAUAUGAAAUGUUUUACUGAGAUCGGCAACGAUUAGGUGGAUAUGCAUACUUAUACAUAUAACUAGUUUGAUCUAGUGCGAAAAAAAGCUGCAGAAAACAAAAACGAAAAUGUUUUCAAAAUGGUUUAAAACAAAAAGCUUUACAAGUAAUACCAAUAACAAAUUGUAUAUAUUAAGAACAAGAAGAACUAGUACGAUUAAUAAUCUUUAACAACAUUUCCGUUUCCCCUUCUGCUUUCCUACAUUCAGAAUUCUCUUUUAACUUCAUUUUCGCUUUCAACUUUCGAUGAAAAGUAACUUCCAGCUUUUGUUUCCCACUUGCUGCUGGCAAUUGUUAACUAAUAUAUUUAUUGUACAUUUUAAUAGUUAAUGCUAAUGUGUUCCAGAAAAAACAAAACUAGGAAAACACAUGAAACUGUGUAAUAAUUAACAAAAGGUAGCCAAAGUUCAGAUUAAGUUGAUUGUCUGUGUGGUUCGUUUUUUUAGUUUAGACAAUUUUAUUAAUGUAAUCGAUUAAAAGUAUAUAUAUAAAAUUAUAUUUAUUACUGUGUUGCUAACGGUACUUAGGCGCGUUUAGUUCAAUUUUAGUUGUAAAUUAAAUUAAAUUUAACAUAAAUACAACACAACUAAUAAAUUACAUUCGGACAGUGUAAAAAGUAAACUGAAACUAGUUAAAAGGCCGCAGAGUCGCGCAGAGAGAAAUAUAACUAACUAAUACCUUAAAAUAAGCCAACUAAUAGUACUUACAGUGCAUAGCUAAAACGUAUUUAGCAAGAGUUAUGUAAUUUAUAAAUUAUUUUUGUAAACAUUUACGAUAGUACAGCGAUAGUAAAGUGCGAUGAGACCACAAGAGUUGAGAAUGACAAACGAAGUAUAGAAGAGUCCUUGACAAAUCUCAAGCGUAAAUAUUGUAUAGGUACAGAGUAAGCGUGAAUUUUGACUAUCCCAAUGAUAUAAGUAAGCAUGUUCAAUAUGUAGUCAAAUAUAGAAAAUAGACCACACAUACACAACACUCACACAAACAAAUAAAACGAGGGCUGCAAAACUUGCCACCCAAUCAAUUAUUGCUAGCAAAAGAAGAAAGAAAGAAGAAAAUCGCCCUCCUAACUUGAUUUUACCUUUGAAUGUGCUUAGUACCAAUAAAUACAAAAUGUCAAAUAUUUAUUUAAUUAUUUGUAACAAUUAGGUAUCUCGAUUCGUGUGUAGGUUAUCCAAGAAAUUGCCUUCUAUAUAAUUACAAGUAUAGUAUGCACCUUAACUUUGUCCAAAUGCGAUCAUUCAGUUGUGAAGCAGCUAAAAAGCGCUACCUAUCCAAGAAUACUGUUUUAUUUUCGAGUUUACUAAUUAACAAGUCGUAUUCAAUUUAUUUAACAGAAAGACAAUAAGCAGCCUCAGGAAAUUUCAUCGUGGAAUUUCUUGUUAAUUGUCAUUUCACACUAAACAAAAACAAUAACAAAAACAUAAAUUGCGAAAAACUUGCAAAAAAAAUAAAAAUAAAAAUAGUAAAUGAAAAUAAUCAGAGCUGUGUUAUUAAUUGAGCGCGUUUUCUAUAUAAAAUUUAGCACUAUCUGUGAAAUUGGAUAAACUAAAAAGAAAAUUGUUGACAUAAAAACUUUAUAUGAAAAACGACAGCUCAUUAAAAUUGCUUGAGAGCAUAACUAAAUAAAAGAAAACUUAAAAUUGAAAAAAUACAGCAGAACGUUUGCUAAUUUCAUACUGUAGGCCUUAAGUUGUGCAUAUUUAAAUAAAUACGAUUAACUAAAAACCUUAACAAUUGAUACCGACAAAAACUAAUUGCGAAAAUUCACCAAAAUUAAUUAGCAACAAGAAAAACACACCCGAAAAAAUAAAAAUUGUAAACUGUUAAACUGAUUUUAAAUAUUGUAUAAGUGAAUUUUACUAAAAAUAAAUGCAAACGAAAAUCAAAUAAUUAACAAA
This is a messenger RNA of Drosophila sulfurigaster albostrigata, 6904 nucleotides long. RefSeq lists its product as uncharacterized. Gene Ontology annotation, molecular function: sodium:proton antiporter activity. Gene Ontology annotation, cellular component: membrane. The record is from RefSeq and is a predicted model, not a curated record. NCBI's taxonomy places the organism in Eukaryota, Metazoa, Arthropoda, Insecta, Diptera, Drosophilidae. Gene Ontology annotation, biological process: regulation of pH; proton transmembrane transport; sodium ion transport.